AUGCCCAUAGUCAAAUCUCAGAAGCCUCACAUCGAAGCCGCCCUCCCAAAGCAACAAGUCCAAACACCGGCUCCUCCCAUCCCAACCCAAGGAGCACCGACUCUCUCCAACGCACGCGCCUCACGGACCCGAAAACUGCGCUCCAACACCCUGCAAAGCCACCUCGCGGUGCCAUCUCGCACCUCUUGUCGCACGCUCGUCUGCCUCCGAGACGCCGUUCGUGGGUUUCGCAGACGCGGCCUGAUCCCCCCGGGCCGCGCGGAGUUGGUCGCAGAAAGCGCGGUCGAAUUCUGCUCUCGAGCUGGUUACUACAGUGCCAAGGGAGGCUCAAGGGGGGAGGGGGUGCGCCUAACCAUUGUGGGAGAGGAGACUCGUGUAGGGUCUACGAGAGUCGUUGUUGGCGUCGCGGUGGGGGAUCUGGAGGGAGACCAUUGCUCUGACGGCGGCAGCUAG
Molecule: messenger RNA, 453 nt
Organism: Mytilinidion resinicola
Lineage: Eukaryota; Fungi; Ascomycota; Dothideomycetes; Mytilinidiales; Mytilinidiaceae
Exons: 1
Coding region: 1-453 (150 amino acids)
Source: RefSeq, a predicted model, not a curated record